Messenger RNA from Tauraco erythrolophus (red-crested turaco), 2393 nucleotides. The record is from RefSeq and is a predicted model, not a curated record. Lineage: Eukaryota; Metazoa; Chordata; Aves; Musophagiformes; Musophagidae.
UAACCCAGGCUGAUUGCUACGUGUCAUUGUGGCUGCCGACGGCGACAUGUGAAAAGUCCCGCACUAAAACUGUGAGAAACUCCAACAAUCCGGUGUGGAACGAAACCUUCUACUUCAGGAUCCACAGUCAGGUCAAGAACGUGCUGGAGCUGACAGUGUAUGAUGAGGAUUUUGCUACUCCAGAUGACCAUCUCCUGUGUGCGCUCUUCGAUACUGCUAAACUUCCAAUUGAAAGAACAGUGGUCCUGUAUUUUAAGCCCAGCCCACAGGCCAAGGAGGAGCUAGAAGUUGAGUUCAAAUUGGAGGCCGCUUCUGGUCCUCAUGAAGCCAUUGCUACCAAUGGAGUCCUAGUGUGUCGUGAACUUUGCUGCUUGGAAGUUGAAGUGGCAGAGAAGAAGCAGCAAAAAUCAAAGAAAGAGCUUUCCCUCACUGUGAAGGGCUCCUUUGAGAGGACACAGGAUAUCACGUUGGGCCCCGACGGAGUGGUCAGCCCAUCAGGUUCCACCAAGUUCCACUAUAUCAAGUACACGAAUCCAACACUGGACGUCAUGUUGCCAAAGAAGAAGCGCUACCACCCUUGGAACUGUAAGUACAGUACAGAGACGGGCUCCCCAGUGGUGAUGCUGAAUUCGCUGACCAUGGGAAGGAAAACGACCAUUGCAGAGAGAACUUUAAAAGCAGUUGUUUUUUUGUAUCUUGAUUUACAAUGGAAACUGGCUUUUGCAGCUCCACCCAACUCAGUUCCCCUUGCAUGUCUUCAUUUACAAAUACAUAAUUGUUCGUGCCACCAAGAUCUGGACAUGCGCUUUGGAUUCAGCUUAUGUUCAGAGGAGAUGGCUUUCCUGGGGAAAAGAAAGAGAUAUGUAGCAAGUGCCCUGAAAAAUGUUUUUCACCUGCAACAGGAUCUGCAGGAUCAUGAAGUCCCCGUUGUGGCUAUCAUCACAACAGGUGGAGGACUGAAGUCAAUGACAGGACUAUACGGCAGCCUCAUGGGACUCAAGAAAUUAAAUCUCCUGGACUGCGUAACAUACAUCAGCGGGUUGUCCGGCACCACGUGGACCAUGGCCAACUUAUACAGAGAUGCCUACUGGUCACAGAAGGACCUAGACUGGCAUAUUGGUGAAGCCCAGAAACAAGCAACCAAAUGCAAGAUGGGCUGUUUCUCUAUGGAUCGCAUGAAGUACUACAACAAGCAGCUUUGUCAGCGGAGAGAAGAGGGAUACAGGACAUCAUUUAUAGAUCUUUGGGGGCUCAUGAUUGAGUACUUACUAAAUGAUGGGAAAGACCCCCACAAACUUUCAGACCAGCAAGAAGCACUGUGUGAUGGCCAGAACCCGCUACCCAUCUAUGUGUCAGUCAGCGUCCGGGAUAGCUACAGCACCAAUGAUUUCAAAGAGUGGGUGGAGUUCACCCCCUAUGAGGUGGGACUGCCGAAGUAUGGUGCCUUCAUUCGCACAGAGCAUUUUGGAAGUGAGUUCUUCAUGGGACGUUUGUUAAAAAAGCUCCCCGAAUCCCGGAUCUGCUACCUUCAAGGUAUGUGGAGCAGUAUAUUUUCGGUGAACCUGUUACAAAUAUGGGGACUGUCCCACAGUUCAGAGGACUUCUGGAAGAGAUGGACACAGGACAGAAUAGAAGAAGUUGAUGAAGAUCCGGUGUUGCCUACAAGACCUCAUGAGCUGAGGACUCGCAUGUACACUCCUCCCGGUCCCCUGUCCAGCGCCCUUCGGGGAGCAUUGACUGACCGCUUCUCCGUUGCCCAGCACCACAAUUUCCUGAAGGGCUACCAGCUGCAUAGCAACUACCUGGAGAAUGCACACUUCUGUAAAUGGAAAGACACUGUGUUAGACUCACGUCCCAACCAGCUGAUGCAAAAUUCCGAUCACCUGGGCAUGAUAGAUGCUGGAUUUUUCAUCAAUACCAGCAGUCCACCACUUUUAAGGCCACAGAGGAAAGUGGAUGUCAUCAUAUAUUUAAGUUAUACUACUGGAUCUCAUACAUCGGCUUUAGAUAAGACGUGCAAAUACUACUCACAGCAGAAAAUCCCAUUCCCCAAAAUUUCUUUGACUGAUGAAGAUAAGAAGAAUCUGAAGGAGUGCUACAUCUUCCAAGACUCAGAUUUGCCAGGAUGUCCGAUCGUGAUUUUUCUUCCCCUUGUGAAUGAUACCUUCCGAGAGUACAAAGCACCCGGUGUCAAGCGCUGUUGCUCAGAGAUGGAGGGAGGACAACUUGAUUUGACCAGUCGCUUUUCCCCGUACUGCAUGUUCUCAGUCAGGUAUACAGAUGAGAACUACCGUCGACUCCUGAACCUCAGUGAAUACAACAUCCUGAACAACUCACAGAUGAUUAUGCAGGCCUUGCAGACAGCAAUGCAAAGAAGGCAAAACAUGUGCUAA